UGAUUGCUCGGCAGUUGAGCCCGGAAUGCUGAGCUGUAGACAACAAAUUUCCCGGUUGCUUUUCCGGAAUGCGAGUACACUAGCUCGUGUGCAGGCCGCGGGCUAUGUGGAAGUCCAGGAAGAGCAAGGCGAUCUCCUGAGGUACCCGCAGGUUUGGCUAAGAGACAACUGCCAGUGUGCCGAGUGCUUCCACACCGCCACGAGGGCCAGGAAAAGCCACUGGGAGCGUGGGCCGCUGAAUGUCCAAGUGUCCCAAGUGGCCUACAACCAGGAGAAGAAGCAGUUGGAAGUCCUCUGGCAGGAUAAGCACAAGAGCGCCUUCGAUAUAAGCUGGCUAAGAGAAAGGGACUUUGGGGAGGCUGCCAGAAAGCGUUACUUGGAAGAGGUAUACAAACCAAGCGCACAACUCUGGGGAAAGUCUGAAUUCGAGGCUGUGAGAAGGGAGUUCCAAUACCAGGACGUUAUCCACCAGGAUGCAGUACUUAGGGAUUGGCUGGAGGCACUGGCAGUCCAGGGAUUCGCCAUCCUGAAAGGAGCUCCCGACGACAUAAAUGUGGCCAAGCAUUUGGCCAAAAGGAUUGGCUACAUAAAGCGCACCACUUACGGUGAUGUUUUCGAGGUUAAAACCAAACCAAAUGCGGGGAACUACGCCUAUUUAAUGACUCCCCUGCCGCUUCACACUGACAUGCCGUACUACGAGUACAAGGCGGGCAUCAACAUCCUGCACACUCUCGUCCAAUCGGAGUCAAGUGGUGGAGCGAAUACCCUCACGGAUGGCUUCAACGUGGCCUCUCAGUUGCAGAAACUGCAUCCUGAGCAUUUCGAGGUACUCAGAUCGGUGCCAGUGAACUGGUUUGACAUUGGACACGAUGGCGAUGAUGCCAAGCCCUUUCACAGCCUGUGGAGAGCGCCGGUGAUUUGUCUGGAUGUGGAUGGCAGGAUCACGAGAAUCAAUCAGAACACCACCAAGCGCGACAGCCGCUUCUCCGUUUCUUUGGAGCAGGCCGUGUCCUGGUACAAGGCCUAUGACAAAUUCCUGGAGACCGCCCAAUCCGAGGCUGUGGAAUUCAAGACACAAGCCGGCGAUGUCUUCGUGUUCAACAAUCUGCGCAUGUUGCACGGAAGAACGGCCUACGAGGAUGCGCCAGGUAACAAGCGUCACUUGGUGGGCGCCUACGUCGACUGGGACAUUAUUUACUCCAAACUGCGAACCCUGAAGUUCCCUAAUGCCAAGGACUAGACCCAAGGAGCGACACCGCUACUCUUAAGGAACUCAAGCUAUUAAACUAAUGCCAAAUGAGUUUCUGGAAUAAAUAUAAUUAAAAGGAACCCUAA
Messenger RNA from Drosophila suzukii, 1335 nucleotides. Its product is annotated as gamma-butyrobetaine dioxygenase. The record is from RefSeq and is a predicted model, not a curated record. Gene Ontology annotation, cellular component: mitochondrion. Gene Ontology annotation, molecular function: oxidoreductase activity. Gene Ontology annotation, biological process: carnitine biosynthetic process. Lineage: Eukaryota; Metazoa; Arthropoda; Insecta; Diptera; Drosophilidae.